Messenger RNA from Jaminaea rosea, 3372 nucleotides. Its product is annotated as DNA replication factor C, large subunit. Gene Ontology annotation, molecular function: ATP hydrolysis activity; DNA binding; DNA clamp loader activity. The transcript is spliced from 4 exons. Lineage: Eukaryota; Fungi; Basidiomycota; Exobasidiomycetes; Microstromatales. Gene Ontology annotation, cellular component: DNA replication factor C complex; nucleus. Gene Ontology annotation, biological process: DNA repair; DNA replication. The record is from RefSeq and is a predicted model, not a curated record. The coding region runs from base 68 to 3094 and encodes 1008 amino acids.
CUUUCUUCGUCCCUCAAUCGACUCGUCCAUACCCGCCUUCAUCGUUCUCGUCGCCGUCGCUUGUCCGAUGCCACCAAAGGGAUCGAAGUUGAUCUCAGGCCAAGGCUCACUUGCAGGCUACUUUUCAGGAGGAAAGAUCACUCGGGCUGAAGAAGCGCCGUCCGCUGGUGGAGGCUCAUCAUCCAGUGCCACACCAAGCCCGGCAAAGAAGGCAAAGGGUGCCAAAGCAGACACAAAGUCAAAGGGAGGAGCAUCCUCGUCCAAGGCGGCCUCACCACCUGCACCUAUUAUCAAGGAAGUCGACAGCAAGAUCACUGUUCGAGGGUACACGCCAGCAAAGUCACCAGAGCUGUCUCCCGUCAAGAGCAAAGCGCCACCUGUUAGAUCUCGAGCUCCAAUCAAGGACGACAGCGACGACGAAGACUCAAACAUGGUCGCGACAUCGUCCAAGGCAGGCGAUGGCAGCGCAGGUCAAUCUAAAUACUUUGCCUCUGGUGGCAAGAAGAAUAGCUCAUCGUCGCGAGCAAAGAAGGAAGUGAUCGACGUGGACGACGAUGAUGACUAUGAGGAAGAGGCACCAAAAGCCAAGGGUAAGCGGGCUGCACCAAAGGCCCCUCCCGCUCGAAAGGGCCGCAAGGUCAAAGACGAGGAUGAGGAUGAGGAAGGCGACGACGAUGAUGACGGCUUUGAGCAUGAAGACGAAGAUGAAGACGAGCCACCAAAGAAGAAGAGCAAGACCGCCUCGGCCAAGAGCACGCCAGCCAAAGGCGCACCGAAGAAACCAGCUGGUGCCAACGCAGGUGGAUCCAAGGCAUCGGCCAUUGACCUCGACGACGAGGAACAAGACGAGAAACCCAAGAAGCAAGCCGCCAAGAAGGACACUUCAGCAGACAACAAGGUCGACCAAGCCGCCCUCGCAGCCUCGCGAGCUCGCGCCGCAGAAGGUCCAAGCAAUCCCGGUUCGAAGGAGAUUCCUGAGGGCAAGCCCAACUGCCUCGCCGGCCUGACCUUCGUCUUCACCGGCCAACUCGAGAGUCUCGCACGCGAAGAUGCCCAAGCCUUGGUCAAGCGUCUAGGCGCCAAAGUUACUGGUGCUCCGUCUUCCAAGACGUCAUUUGUCGUUCUCGGCGAGGAUGCAGGUCCUUCCAAGCUGAAGAAGAUCAAAGAGGCCAAGAUCGACACCCUCACCGAAGACGGCUUGCUUGACCUCAUUCGCAGCCGCGGGGAUCAACCUAUGGACGAGGAGACGAAGAGAAAGCUUCAAGAAGAGAAGGACAAGAUCAUGAAGCUGGCGGCAAAGAUGGAGGUCAGCGAAAACGGUGCUGGCACGGGAAGCAAGGGACCCAAGGCCGUCGAUCAUGAUCUGCAGUCGCUGUGGACCGUCAAAUACGCCCCCUCGCAAGCGAAGGAUCUCAUGGGGAACAACAAGCAGAUCGAGAAGCUCAAAGAGUGGCUAGAAGCUUGGCCCUCCUCGCUGGCCGCCAACUUCAAGAAGCCCGGCAAGAACGCUACGAACAUCUAUCGCGCCAUGCUCAUCUCUGGUCCACCCGGUAUCGGCAAGACGACGGCGGCUCAUCUCAUGGCGAAACUGUGCGGCUACGCGCCCAUCGAGCUCAAUGCUAGUGACACGCGCAGCAAAAGACUCAUCGAGGACAGCCUCAAGAAUGUCAUCAAUAACAAGAGCUUGGACGGCUGGUACAACGGCAGCGGUGGUGGAGGCAAGAUGGAAGUCCAGGGCGUGACGAUCACCGAUCGCAGCGUUCUCAUUCUCGACGAGGUGGACGGCAUGUCAGGCGGUGACCGCGGCGGCAUUGGCGCCAUCAACCAGCUAAUCAAGAAGACGCGCAUUCCCAUCAUCCUCAUCGCCAACGAUGCCAAGAGUCAGAAGAUGAAGCCCUUCCAGAACACAUCCUAUGCUCUGCCCUUUCAGCGUCCAAAGGCCGACUCGGUCCGCGCACGUCUUCUCACCAUCGCCUACCGCGAGAAGCUCAAGAUUGACAAGAAUGUCAUGGACCAGCUCAUCCUCUCAGCUCAGAGCGACCUUCGCUCAGUCAUCAACAUGCUGUCUACUUUCCGCCUUGGUCAGAAGGCCACGAUGUCCUUCGACGAGGGCAAAGCUUUGGGCGCGGCCAACAUGAAGGAGGGCGUCGGGAACCCGUUCAACGUGUACAGCGAGCUCUCCUCGCACGGGACCUGGGCGGCCUCAUCCAAAAAGAAUCUCAAUGCGAAAGCCGACUACUACUUCCAGGACCCGAACAUCAUCCCUCUUUUCGUUGCAGAGAAUUACGCUCGUCAGCAACCGCAGCGAGUUUCGAGCAUCAAGAACGAGAAGCAAAAAGAGUUCGAAGCUCUCAAGCUCGCCAAUCGUGCCGCGUCCAGCAUCUCAGAUGGGGACGUGGUCGACUCGAUGAUCCACGGACCACAACAGCACUGGGGCCUCAUGCCUUUGCACGCCAUUGUGAGCACCGUCCAGCCCAUGUCCCUUAUGCACGGCAUGACCGUACAGGGGGACAACAGGUGGGGGCCCGCCUUCCCUGCUUGGCUCGGCAACAAUUCAAAGCAACAACGCCUAGCUCGGGCCACAGUCGAGUUGCAAGUCAAGAUGCGUCUCUCAGCCUCUGGCUCCAAGUGGGAGGUGCGUGAGCAUUACGCUCCUUAUCUCUUCGACGCACUCUCCCGUCCGCUGGUCGAUAACAAGGAAAAGGAAGAGGCAAUCGAGGAGGUGAUCAAGGUGAUGGACGAGUACUACCUCGGCCUAGAGGACAGAGACAAUGUGCUUGAGCUCGGCAUUGGCGAGCACAAUGGCGAUGCCCGUAUGAAGAAGGUGCCCACUGCGACCAAGUCCGCCUUCACUCGCAGCUAUAAUGGACGCUCCCACCCUAUCGCCUUCCAGAAGGGCGAGGCUGGAGCGGCGAGGGCAAAAGCGAAGCAGCUCAAGGGUGACGGGGUACCUGAUGUUGAGGAGGCGAUUGUCGAGGACGAUGGAGAGUACGACGUCGAGGAUAUGAGUGACGACGACGAUGAUGUGGACGUGGGGAAGGACAAGAUGAUCAAGGAGAAGAAGCCAAAGGCGAAGGCGAAGGCCAAGAAAUAAUGACGGGGGAGGAAGGGGAGAUUCCACGCUCAGUGCAGUCAUAUUCCAUCUCGUCAAGCUUCUCCUACGCGCGAUGCAGUCCGUUGCGAGCAUGAUGCAAUUGCGAUCGUGACCAUCAGGGGCGUCAUUGUCUCUCUUGCUUUCCCCUUCGCUGCGGCGAAUGCUCCAUCCCGCUCUCUUCUCAUUCGCUCCGCUCAAAAGAAGCUCCUUAAUCUAUCCUGCAGCACCUUCAUCCCACUGACCGUCUCUCUCGUUUCUGCCUCCAUGCCUCCACUUCC